CCCUCUCCCCCUCCGCCACCCCCUUCCGGCCUACCUCCUGCGGCAGAUCCAAAUCCAUGAGAUGGGGAGAGAUCUGCUCCGACGACGAGCCUGAGGACCUCGGGCCGCAGCACCGACUCGCCGACACCAACCGUUGGGCCUCCCUCCUCGACUCGCCAGGGUCUCCCUCCCGCCAGAUGGGGGGGCCCACAGCGCCGACACGCGCUCCCGAGGCGUGCGCUCCGGGGGGCUCCUACCUUGCCGCCGCCCGUCGAGCCGCCGACAAGGAGCCGCUGAAGCAGGUCUUCAGCGAGCUGCCGAAGAGCGUCCCCCACCACAGAUCCGGGUCCUCGGCGCCCCCUACGACGACUGCCUCCGCCGCGGCGCAGCCCCGAAGACGCCCCGCUGCGGACGCCGAGGGGACAUCGGCGUCACCCGGAGAAAGCGACCCCAGGCCCAAGCAUCGCAGACGGCGUAGGCGAUGGAGGAGGCUGGCGAACGCCAACGCAGCAUCGGGGACAGCGGCCGGAAGACUCCUGGGGCCAGGACGGAUCCCCGUCCACCAGCGCCUUGGACCUCGCCGCCGUGCAACGGCGCCUGGCCAGGAGGGUUGGCAGCACGUGUUGCCGCAGCGGCCCGCUCGGGCGGCGCGAGCGAACGGAGCGAUGUCCAGGGGGAAGCACGCAUCGCAACGGCGGCGAGGCCCGAGCAGAGAGCGCGUCCUCCCCAGGGAGGUCGAGGACCGCUGCCUCAACUGCCUCUCGGCGGCGCACCGCGUCGCGACCUGCCGGCGCCCCACUCGCUGCUUCAACUGCCACGGCACCAACCACGUCGCCAAGGACUGCAAGAGGCCGCGGUCGUCCGGCGGCACGGGGGCGCCAACCAGGAACGAUGGCCGGUUCGUCCGCCAACGGCGUGGCCAAAGCCCUGGGACACCGCCUGGCGCGAGCGGUCCCACCCCUCCGCCGCCUUCGCCUGGAACCCCUGAAGGAGCAAGCGGGAGGACGCCGUCCCCGCCGCCGCCGGCGUCAGACAUCGACGGAGACAACGUCACGGGACCUCCGGGGGCACCUGAUUCGCGCCCACGGGAGUGCUGGCGCUACAUCUCGCGCGACGCGGCGAUCUCCAACGCGGAGACGAGUCUGCGCUUCUCCGUGGUCGCCCAAACCCGCUGCGGCUCCUUCGACAUUCCAGCGGAGGACGCCAGGGCGGCCAUUGCUGCCGCAGCUGGGGUGAGACCGGAGGACCUCCUGCUCCGCCACUUCUACCCGGAGAACUUCAUCAUCCUCUACGGCUCCCAGGAGAUCAAGGAUUAGGUUCUCGCCGUGUCCCCAUUGCCGAUCGGCUCCACCGCCCUCGUGCUGCGGUCGUGGACCAAGCUCCGCCACGCGGAGGCGUCCACGCUGCGCUACCGAGUCAACAUCGUCCUCGAGGGCGUUCCCCCUCACGCGUGGCGGGAAGACACCGCGGCGAAGAUCCUCACGCCGUCCUGCUGGAUACAGGAGAUCGACAACGCCACGCGGACCGCUGACGACCUAUCCACCUUCAAGGUACGCACUGAAUGAAGACCAAAACUGAACUGUUAGGCAUUCAAUUUCAAAAGGAGGACAGAUUGGUUUGUACUUUGUUGGGAUAGUAGUACAUCCAAAUGUGUAUACAUUUUAUGCCUAUAUCUGUUUUUGCUAUCAAGGAAUCAGGCUCUUCCAUCUCAUGCAACUAGAAAAUUAUAUUAAGCAUAUAUACUCCAUAUGACAAGAAGUCACACA
This is a messenger RNA of Sorghum bicolor (sorghum), 1745 nucleotides long. Its product is annotated as translation initiation factor IF-2. Gene Ontology annotation, molecular function: nucleic acid binding; zinc ion binding. Bases 57 to 1295 code for a protein of 412 amino acids. The record is from RefSeq and is a predicted model, not a curated record. Lineage: Eukaryota; Viridiplantae; Streptophyta; Magnoliopsida; Poales; Poaceae. The transcript is spliced from 2 exons.